CCUCGGAUAGGGGAGUUCCAGGGCUCGGCGGGAUGUGGGAGGCGGCUUCUGCGUCUCUGUGUGGCUGCGGUCGGAUCGAGGCGGGAGUUUCAAGUGUUUAAAUGGCGGGAGUUUCAAGUGUUUAAAUUGGAGAGAGGGCUGCGCGGGCACAACUGUAGGGCGGGAGCACGGACUGCUGGAUGCCUCGGCUGUGUUCCAUUGAAAAGGUUUUUUUGUGUGUGAGUGUUUUGUUUGUGUUUUAGUUUAUGUUUCCUGCCACCGAUCUUAUGAUACUGUGCUUAUCGCCGGUGAUUCGUCCGUAUGUAGAAAGAAAACCAGGCUCAGCCUCCGUCCUUGGGAGCCUCCAUCUCUGUGAGACUGAAGGAUGCCGCUUUUUGUCGUUCCACUGAAUCCCUGAGUGUCUUUAGAGAAGUCUUUACAGCUAAAACCUUCCUGCUGACAACGAAGAAGAUAGAACAAUGGGAGUGACUAAUCUGUGGCAAAUCCUGGAGCCUGUGAGGCAGCCUGUAAGCUUGAGUAGUCUCAAAGGAAAGACACUUGCUGUUGAUUUAAGUCUGUGGGUUUGUGAAGCACAGACCGUUAAAAAGAUGAUCGGAGUAGUUACCAAGCCACAUCUGAGAAACCUGUUUUUUCGGUAUUCUUUUUUCACAUCAAUGGGGAUUAAAUUGGUGUUUGUCAUGGAAGGUGAGGCCCCCAAGCUGAAGGCAGACACUAUGAGUAAGAGAAAUGAGAUGCGAUAUGGAGCUUCCAACAAACAUGGGGCUGCAAGAACAGGGAGAUCUCUUUUUAAAUCUAUUUUGAAAGAGUGCCUCCAGCUGCUGGACUGUUUAGGUGUCCCAUGGGUUCAAGCAGCUGGGGAAGCAGAAGCAAUGUGUGCUUACCUGAGUGCAAAAGGCCAUGUUGAUGGGUGCAUUACCAAUGAUGGAGAUGUUUUCCUAUAUGGAGCUCAAACAGUUUAUAGGAACUUUGCCAUGAAUUCUAAGGAGCCACAUCUUGACUGCUACACAAUGUCCUCUAUUAAGGAGAAGCUUGGUUGUGACAGAGAGACUUUGAUUGGACUAGCUGUUCUUCUGGGUUGUGAUUAUCUUCCAAAGGGUGUUCCAGGAGUUGGAAAAGAGCAAGCUUUAAAAUUAAUUGAGACUUUGGGAGGUCAAAAUUUACUGCAAAGGUUUGAGCAAUGGAAAGAACAAUCUGAGCAUGAUUAUAAUCCACCUUUGGUUGUUAAAAGAGUAGUGCACUGUUCUGACUGCCAUCAUCCAGGAUCGUACAAGGAACAUGAGCGCAGUGGAUGUAAAUUCUGUGAAAGCACUAGAUACUGCAAACCCAGUGACUCCAAAUACUGCUGCCCUUGUGAAUGGCAUCAGUUAGAGCAAGUGAAACAAGCAAGUGCAGUGGAGGACAAUAUCAGAAAAAAAGCUAACAGUUGUGAAGGCUUUCCAUUCUCUGAGGUUAUCCAAGAAUUUCUUGUAAACAAGAAUAAACUGAACAAGAUAAUGGAAUGCAAGAGGCCAAAUUUAUUGUCAUUUCAGAUAUUUGCUUCUGAGAAGAUGGAAUGGGAAAAGCAUUAUGCUUGUAAGAAGCUGUUAGCAUUGCUUACACAUUAUGAUAUGAUCCAGAGAAAAUCUGGAUACACUGAUUCAAAGCAACUGCAGGCAAUACGAAUAGUCAAGACACGUGUUAAAAAUGGAGUUCCUUGUUAUGAAAUUGAGUGGCAAAAACCAGAACACUAUGUUGAUGCAGAAGAUGAGCCUGUGGAGUUGUAUGUAGUUACAAUAGAAGAACAGCCUUUGUUUCAGGCUGCUUAUCCAGAUGUUGUUGCUCUUUACCAAAUGGAAAAGUCAGAAGCUCUGGCAAAGAAACAGAAAAACAAGAAAAACAGACCAAAAGAAAAGGAGUUAUUGGAUGCUUAUGGUGAAGUUACCAAUUUUCUGUCUCAAAUGAAUUUAAAGUCUGCACAUGAAAUUAUUCCUGUGCCAGACCACACGUCUGAUGGAAAAACUCCACCUGAGUAUCAGAUAUGCCAGAGAAGCACGGAAUCAAAAGAUCCAGUGAUAGCUGCAGCUUCUUGUGUAACAUCUGUUCAAAUGUCAGAAUCAGUUGUACUUUCUCAGACAGCAUCACUUGGCUUGCACUUACAGCGUGCAUUGACUGACUCAUCUGCAGUGCCAGCACAAUUUACUAAAAACUCAGAAGUGUCAUCCUCUGUAACAGCUGAUCUACAACUGAGCAGUAUUGAUGGGAAAGGAACCUUCUUCAGCACUUCACCAACCCUUGAAUAUAAUACCUGUGAUCCAGCACCUGACUUGUCUGCAUACAUAAAGCACUCAUAUCCACUACAUCACAAAACAGUAAAAAAUAGCUUGCAAUGUUCUGGUGCUGCACAGUCAGAUCGAGAUCAUUCUGAUAGUGCAGAUGAUUUGUUUUCAGAUGGUCACGUGGAACAUCUUCAAAAGUUGUCUUUAAGUGAGCGUAUACUUAAGACUUCUGUUCCAUCAAAGUCUGUGCUGCCAGAAGAUGUAAUGCAACAAGAGCCUUUCAAACAUUUUAAGCACACAGAAGCAGCAUUGAAACUUGAUAAAGAUUAUCUCUCUUCCUCUUGUCAGUUAAAUAAACUAGUACAAGACGCUAAAAAUGUGCUACCAGAAACCUGUGCAAGAGAAUCCAGUGCACCUGUUUCUCAAGAAAGUGACACCCUGCAUGAAAUGAUGCAGAAAGACUGUAUUAUAAGCUGUUCAACAUCUCUAGCCCCCAGGGGGCAAACAACAGAGCCAUUGCAUACUGUGUGUGAAGUGCUUCCACUGCCUCUUUCUUUGCCAGUAAAUGUUGCUCCUGUCCAUAACGUAACAAAAACUUGUACUCAGGCUGCUUGGAAAACUUCUUUUAAGAGUGUGUGCCAGAGCAAAUGCUCUUCUAGUGAGGACAGUGAUGAUGGGAACAUGAAUAAAAAUCCAAUAUGUAAGCAGCAGCAAAGGCAACUGAACCCUGGCCAGUUUAAAAAAACUUUUACAAAGAAAAGAUAUAACACUGCUAGUAGCAAAAGUACAGGCAGUGACUCAGCACUUCUAAUUAAAGGGAUGGAGAAAACCACAGAUUUUAAGGAAGUUGGUGGGAAUUUGUCAUUGGAAGUAUCUCCAAAAAAUUCCUCUGUAGUUGUAGUUGAUUGUUUCCGAAGUUCAGAACAACAGUUUCAGGGCACAGGUUCCAGUCCUGCACAAGUUGACAGUGAUGUUCUGAUUUCUUUGUGGGCAGACAGUCCACUUCCCCUGUCUGAAAGACUAAAAAGAAGACUCAAAAGCAGUUAGGUUGCUCAUAAAAUAAUUAUGGUAACAAUUAACUCUAAAACUUCACUUCUUAUAGAGCUCUUUUUCAAAGUUUCUACUGUGCUAUGUCAAUUGAAGUGCAAACAUUCAUGAUGAAUAAGUAGUGUUGUGAAAUACUUCAUGCUGGUGCUGAGGUUUGAAACUAAAAUGUUGACAAAGGUACUAAAUCAGACAUUGUGGGCAAAUACCAAUUAUUCUGGGCUUGGUUAUGUUCUGAAUGUGUAAACAGCAGACUAUGGUAUACAAGGGAGCAGGGUUGGUACUUUUGAAUUAUGAAGUCUUUUUUUCCCUGCCAGGUUAAGGCUGUUAGUCCUUCUGCUUUUAUACAUGUAUGUUUGACCAUAGCUAAAUUUAUAAUGUGCUAUGCCAUGUGAUAAACCUCUUUGAGUAUUUGUACCUUCCAAGUGGAAUAAGCCAUAUAAAGGAUAUUCUGGUUUUGUGGCUGUCACUUGCCCUAUUAAAGAAAAUUUGAUAGCAGUUUUAACCACGUGUUUCUAAGUUAGGGCAUUUUUAAUUUACAGAGGGUAUGCAAUUUCAUCUAACGUUCACGUAUACCAAGAGAAAGGUUAAAUAGAGAAAAUCAAAAUCUGAUAACAGUAUUGCAGGCUCUCUGGAAAAUAUCAUGCACUGUAAAUGUUUGAUCUUAUAGUGGGAACUUAAAUGCAAUUGGAUUUUUGAAGGUGUUUUUUCUUUUCUCUUAAUAGUCAAGCAAACUGAUCAUAAACAAAAAAAUUGUCUUCUCGAGCUUAUUAGAAAAUUCUUUCUUACCUCUACUUAAUUCAUAAUUUUUCUUUGUACUGACCAGAAUGAAGACCCAUCUUACAUGCGCUGUUUAUAUUCUACUUGGUUUAUAUUAUUCAUGCAUUAAUGAAAAGGUCAACUAUUUCUUACAAAGGCAGAAACCUUAGAAGUUAGGAAGCAAAACUCUAGCUGUGCUUAAAGAAAUAGAUAAUAUAAUCUAUAAUUAGUAAAAUUGGUAACUUCUUAGCUUGGCUUCUGGCAGGUAGCAAAAGCUGAUUUGUAGUAUAUUUUCUAAAUGAAAAAUGAGUUUCAGAAUUUUUGCUCAUCUAUAUAACUAUUGGAAUCCCUUUCUGGAGGCUCAUCGCCCAGAUGGUGUGAGCAUAUAGCUGAAAGAAUAGAAACGCUAUGGAGAAUCAGAGUAGUAGACAUCUGUAAAUUAGAAAGGGAGAGAUUCCAGAUGUUCUAGUCAGUUGUGGACAGAAUUUGUGUGUGUGCAAAAAAACACAUUUGUUUGAUUCUGUUUGUUUCUUGCUGCUGAUUUUUGAAUACUGAAGGUUGUAAUCAGCAGCUUGAAUUUUCAGGAAUAAAAUAUCAGCACUGUACUUACUGGAAGGAUCAUAAAUUUUUACCCAUACUUUGUGGGUUUCUGUGCUUUAGAUUUUUGUUUAAAGCUGAUGGUAAGCUGUUUUUGGAGGGUUUUUUGGUUUUUUUUUGGUUGCUUUUCAGAUUUCUGGAAAGACUGCCUUACUGAAGGAUUUUCCAAAAAUACUGUGCCAUAAUUAACAACAAAUUCAUAUUUUAUGGAUUAUAAAAGUGAGAAAAGAGAUGCGUUCGUAAGCUAGUGAGAACUGCAGUGGAAGAAAGUUAGAAGCAGCAAUAGAUUUGAAAAUAACCGCAUAGGAUACUGCAUCACACUGUUUCUGCUCACUGCAGCAAAUCAACAUAGGAACAUUUAUCCUUGGGGGGGUAUCAUCAGAUUUGUGAUUCUCUGCAGAGAGUCACAGUUUAAAUGCAUUUGGAGUUCUCACCUUACUGUAAUUUACUCAAUUUGAGGAUUAGGGCUAAUUUCUCUACUUUGGAGCUGUUCUAAAUGUCAAAGCUGACUGCUUUGCAGAUUCUCACAUUUGUGAAGAAAAUGUUUAAAUAUAUUGAAUGGGUGCAACAGAUAACAUCUGCAGAAAAUAUUCCAAAAAGAUUAUGCUAAACUGGUUGCAAGUAUAAGUCAGUGUAGUACAUCUGCCUGUUACCACUGAAUGUGUUUUCAUUUAUCCAUCCUGGUCUGCCAAAGCAAUCUGUAUCAGGAUGUUUCAUACAAAGCAAUAAAAUUAUAUCUGCUGUGAAGAUGGAGCAGGUAAGAUGCAUCAUUCUUCAGAUACUGCUCUGAAAGUUUUUCUAUGAAAGCAAGCACUCCUCAAGCUCACUGGUGUAUCACCCCUGAUGAGAGUGUCAUUCUGGCUCAGUUGAUACCUGCAGUAACAUGGAGCAGAAAUUUAGAUUCUGUCUUAGCAGUAUAAAUUAUUUCCAUUUGAAAAGCAAUAUUGUAUGUCUACUUUAACAUAGAACAUUUAUACAGCAUAUGUUAACAGGGGGGAAUGUUUACGGUUCUUCAUGUGAUUCUGUUUCAGUUACAUGGGGAGAUCAACCAGAAAGUCAUAGAGUACUGAUAUGGGGAAUGUAUACAUAGGAAAAAAAAAUAUAUAGUGGAAAAUGAUCCAAAAAAUCCUUAUUUCCUCUAUAGCCCACUCUUGAGCUGCAAUUGCUUUUAUUUAUUUUUUUUUUAUUGGGGCAUAUUACUGACAUACUUGAGUAUGUUCACAGAUGCUGCUAACAGGAAUUUUGUUCAUAAUCAUUGUGUUUAUCUUAACAACAGAAUUGAUAAAUGGAAUUUAUGUAUAUAUGUACAAUUGACAGAAAUAUUUCCUAAUUUGAGAAUGAGAUAUCUAAGCUGAAUUUUGAGGAUUUGCAUGGGCUUGGCUGUAUGCUAUUAUAUAACAAAGAAAACGGGGAAGAUGUGGUGAAAGAGACUAAUGGCAGCUGCUACUUGAGACAAGAUAAAGUCUUUUCAUGUCUAAAAA
Molecule: messenger RNA, 6136 nt
Organism: Phasianus colchicus (ring-necked pheasant)
Lineage: Eukaryota; Metazoa; Chordata; Aves; Galliformes; Phasianidae
Source: RefSeq, a predicted model, not a curated record